Messenger RNA from Thelazia callipaeda (thelaziosis nematode), 1035 nucleotides. The record is from the annotation of a GenBank genome assembly. NCBI's taxonomy places the organism in Eukaryota, Metazoa, Nematoda, Chromadorea, Rhabditida, Thelaziidae.
GGACACUGUUAUGGUGGGUUCAUGUUUAAUCGAAGUCGUCCACUCGAGCCAGUACUUCUAAUGGAAACUGUGACAGUUUUGAAUUAUCCAUUUGCUCCCACAGCCAUACCAGUUGGUGAUGAUGAAGAGGAAUUUCGGAAAUCUCUUGCUGAUGCAAAAGUUUAUUUGGUUGGCACUGCUCAUUUCUCACCUGACAGUCAGCGAGAUGUCCUGGAAACAAUUGCAAUUACUCAACCUGAUAUGGUUAUGGUUGAACUUUGUCCAUCUCGUAUUUCAGUGCUCUCGCUGGACGAAGAAACUCUGUUUGAGGAAGCCAAAAACUUGACUUUGAAUAAAAUAAUCAAUACAAUCAAACAGAACGGUAUAGUUCGAGGAAUACUCAAUGUUUUACUGUUGUCGAUGUCUGUGCAUAUGGCAAGAACUUUGGGUAUGGCACCGGGAGGAGAGUUUCGUGCUGCUCACAAAGGAACAGUGAGUGUAAAAAUGUGCAAACUGAUUUUGGGUGAUCGACCAAUACAUGUGACUCUACAGAGAGCUCUCGGUUCUUUGGGCUUUUUUCAAAAACUUCGACUUUUCUAUCAUAUUAUUCUGUGUCAUAAGACUGUAAUUACGCAGGAAGAAAUAGAAAGAUGCAAGAAAUCAGGUAUGUUGGAAGAACUAAUGAAGGAAAUGGCCGGUGAAUUUCCUUUACUUACGAAAAUUUUCGUUGAUGAACGGGACUUGUACAUGACUAAUGCAUUGCAUACUAUACUUAAAAAGUCUACAUUCGAUAAGCGAGUAGCAUGGAGUAAAACCAAUGCCCCUUGGCAGCCAGUAUCUGUUGUAGCCGUUGUCGGUAUUGGGCAUGUUCCAGGUAUUGUUUCGAAUUGGACUAAAAAAGUUGACGUUGGCGAAUUGCUGGUUAUUCCACAGAUGACUCGUACCGAAAAAUUUGUGCGGUUCAGUUUGAAGGCAUUAGUUGUUGGCGUAAUGGGAUAUGCAGUUUACAAAAUUGGUUCAAAAGUGGCUAACAAACUUGAAAUGAUGAUGAAAUGA